Molecule: messenger RNA, 1192 nt
Organism: Paecilomyces variotii
Lineage: Eukaryota; Fungi; Ascomycota; Eurotiomycetes; Eurotiales; Thermoascaceae
Product: TIM-barrel enzyme family protein
Exons: 3
Coding region: 222-1061 (279 amino acids)
Molecular function (GO): catalytic activity
Source: RefSeq, a predicted model, not a curated record
CGUCAAGUACAUGUAUGCACAUUUACUCCGGACCCCCGCAUUUGUUUCGUACAUAGAGGUAUGCGGAGAUUUCCCGACGUCGAAUGAUAUCACAUCCACAUGAUUUCCUCACGCAACGCGGGGUUCUCGACUGAAACCAAAGCUUUGAGCUCCGAAAGUUCGCCAUUGGAAAAGACGCUGAGGAACGUACAGUACAAUCGAGCAAUCCAUAGAUUUCCUAGAUGCCUCGCCCAACCACUCGGAAAGAAGUGCUUGGUCGACUGAAAGACGUCGUCGCAAAUGGAGGUACCAUCGUAGGAGCAGGGGCGGGCAUCGGACUAUCAGCAAAAAGCGUCGAAAAGGGCGGUUGUGAUCUCAUUAUCAUCUACAACUCGGGUCGUUUUCGAAUGGCGGGUCGCGGUUCGUUGGCUGGAUUGAUGCCGUAUGGAGAUGCUAACCAGGUGGUUGUGGAAAUGGCAAGCGAGAUCCUCCCUAUCGUGGAGAAUACUGGUGUCCUAGCGGGUGUUUGUGGUACAGACCCAUUUCGCUCGAUGCCGAACUUCCUACAGCAGCUCAAAGGGCUAGGUUUUUGCGGAGUGCAAAACUUCCCGACAGUAGGACUGAUAGAUGGAAAAUUCCGGCAGAACCUCGAAGAAACAGGCAUGGGAUACGACAAGGAAGUCGAGAUGAUCCGAGCAGCGCGUGAGAUCGAUCUGCUUACAUGUCCGUAUGUCUUCAAUGUUGACGAAGGCGAACGGAUGGCUCGUGCUGGUGCAGAUGUGCUGGUCUGCCACGUUGGGCUUACGACAUCUGGAUCCAUUGGGGCCGAAACGGCACUGAGCCUUGACGACUGUGUCACUAUCAUCCAAGAUAUCCGGGACGCGGCCGUAAAGAUCAAUCCGGAGAUUAUCGUGUUAUGUCAUGGAGGUCCGAUUGCGGAACCUAAAGACGCCGAAUACGUCUUGAACCGCACGAAGGGUGUCCAUGGCUUCUUCGGGGCGAGCAGCAUGGAGAGGCUUCCAGUGGAGAUCGCUAUUAAGGAGAAUGCGCAGGCAUUCAAGCGCCUCAAAAUAAAGAAAUAGGUUGACCGUGAUCGACAGAGUCUCCUCUAACUCAAGGCAAGACUUGUGAUAUAUGUUUCCUUUCUUCCCGAUUAGCAUACCAUAGUCCUAGAGCAAUCACAUGGGAAAAAUUCCAGGCUACUUGUUUAUCA